CUCCACUUCUUUACCCGGUAACCAGUGUCCAACAGACACCUCUCCUGGGUGUGGCAGAUUGACCCACAACCUACUACUGCAGCUGGCACCACAGAGCACUUCCCAGUCGCCAGGCUUCCAGCAGCCGUGGACAGAGGAGUGUGCACCCCUGCAGGGUGCAACCCAGCAAGGCACAGCUACAGCAUAGAAGCCACAUGCAUAGCUGCCCAUCCUGCAUCCAUGGUGCCUACUGGCUUUGGAGGAGAGGCUCCGCUUACAUUCGUUCCUAUCAAAGUGACAUAGCUUUGCCCCAAGCAAGCGCAGCCCCCCAUGGUGUGUUUCCAGAAUUCCCAGCCUUGCAUGAAGGAGAAAAGACUGUCCUGAAGGAGGUGACAGAGCAGGCUGAAGCUGAGCCCUGGGUGGUGAUGGAGCACUCAGACCCAAGGAAAGCUGGCUCCGAGCAGGAGGAGGGCUUUGGGGUACAGCCCAGGACAGUCACCGAUCUGGGCAUGGUCCCUAAUCUCCGGCGAAGCAACAGUAACCUUUGCAAGGGCAGGAGGCUGCAGUGUGCCUUUGGCAGCAGUGAGAAGCAAGAAAAUCUUAGAUCAUGGAUCCCUGAAAACAUCAAGAAGAAAGAAUGCAUGUAUUUUGUGGAGAGUUCCAAGCUGUCUGAUGCUGGGAAGGUGGUGUGUGCAUGUGGCUACACCCAGGAGCAGCACCUGGAGGAGGCCACCAAGCCCCAUGCCUUCCAGGGCAAGGAGUGGGACCCAAAGAAGCAUGUCCAGGAGAUGCCGACAGAUGCCUUUGGUGACAUCAUCUUCACUGGUCUGGGCCAGAAAGUAGGAAAGUACGUCCGAGUCUCCCAGGACACACCCUCCAGCGUGAUCUACCAUCUCAUGACCCAGCACUGGGGCCUGGAUGUCCCCAACCUCCUCAUCUCAGUGACCGGAGGGGCUAAGAACUUCAACAUGAAACUGAGACUGAAGAGUAUCUUCCGGAGAGGCCUGGUCAAGGUGGCCCAGACCACAGGGGCUUGGAUCAUCACAGGGGGGUCCCAUGCCGGCGUGAUGAAGCAGGUGGGCGAGGCAGUGCGGGACUUCAGCCUGAGUAGCAGCUACAAGGAAGGGGAGGUGAUCACCAUUGGAGUGGCCACCUGGGGCACCAUCCACAACCGGGAGGGACUGGUCCACCCCAUGGGUGGCUUCCCUGCUGAAUACCUAUUGGAUGAGGAAGGCCAAGGGAACCUGACCUGCCUGGAUAGCAACCACUCCCACUUUAUCCUCGUGGACGACGGGACCCACGGCCAGUAUGGGGUGGAGAUUUCCUUGAGGACUAAACUGGAGAAGUUCAUAUCGGAGCAGACAAAAGAAAGAGGAGGUGUGGCCAUCAAGAUUCCCAUCGUCUGUGUGGUGCUGGAGGGCGGUCCAGGCACGCUGCAUACCAUCUACAAUGCCAUCACCAACGGCACGCCCUGCGUGAUUGUGGAGGGCUCAGGCCGUGUGGCUGAUGUCAUCGCCCAGGUGGCCGCCCUGCCAGUGUCUGAGAUCACCAUCUCCCUGAUCCAGCAGAAGCUCAGCAUGUUCUUUCAGGAGAUGUUUGAGACCUUCACCGAAAGCAGGAUCAUCGAGUGGACAAAAAAGAUCCAAGACAUCGUCCGACGGCGGCAACUGCUGACCGUCUUCCGGGAAGGAAAGGAUGGCCAGCAGGAUGUGGAUGUGGCAAUCCUGCAGGCCUUGCUGAAAGCCUCUCGGAGCCAAGACCACUUUGGCCACGAGAACUGGGACCAUCAGCUGAAGCUGGCCGUGGCGUGGAACCGUGUGGACAUCGCCCACAGCGAGAUCUUCACUGACGAGUGGCAGUGGAAGCCCUCAGAUCUGCACCCCACAAUGACAGCCGCCCUCAUCUCCAACAAGCCAGAGUUCGUGAAGCUGUUCCUGGAGAACGGGGUGCGGCUGAAGGAGUUUGUCACAUGGGACACCCUGCUCUACCUCUACGAGAACCUGGAGCCGUCCUGCCUGUUCCAUUGCAAGCUGCAGAAGGUGCUGGCCGAGGAGUCCGAGCGCCUGGCCUGCCCGCCCGCCGCAUCCCGGCUGCAGAUGCACCAUGUGGCCCAAGUGCUGCGCGAGCUCCUGGGGGACUCCACACAGCCACUGUAUCCCCGGCCCCGGCACGGGGACCGGCCGAGGCUCUCGCUGCCUGUGCCACACAUCAAGAUCAACGUGCAAGGAGUGAGCCUCCGGUCUCUCUACAAGCGUUCAACAGGCCAUAUCACCUUUACCAUGGACCCUGUCCGCGACCUCCUCAUUUGGGCCAUCGUCCAGAACCGUCAGGAGCUGGCAGGAAUCAUCUGGGCUCAGAGCCAGGAUUGCAUAGCUGCAGCAUUAGCCUGCAGCAAGAUCCUGAAGGAGCUGUCCAAGGAGGAGGAGGACACGGACAGCUCAGAGGAGAUGCUGGCACUGGCUGAUGAGUUUGAGCAUAGAGCCAUUGGGGUCUUCACCGAGUGUUACCGGAAGGACGAAGAGCGAGCACAGAAGCUGCUCGUUCGUGUGUCAGAGGCCUGGGGGAAGACCACCUGCCUGCAGCUUGCCCUGGAGGCCAAGGACAUGAAAUUUGUGUCUCACGGGGGCAUCCAGGCUUUCCUGACCAAGGUGUGGUGGGGCCAGCUGUGUGUGGACAAUGGGCUGUGGCGGGUCAUCCUGUGUAUGCUGGCCUUCCCGUUGCUCUUCACGGGCCUCAUCUCCUUCAGGGAGAAGAGGCUGCAGGCUGUGGGUGGCCCAGCCCGUGCCCGUGCCUUCUUCAGCGCACCUGUGGUCAUCUUCCAUGUGAACAUCCUGUCCUACUUUGCCUUCCUCUGCCUCUUCGCCUAUGUCCUCAUGGUGGACUUCCAACCCACGCCCUCCUGCUGCGAGUGUCUCAUCUACCUCUGGCUCUUCUCCCUGGUGUGCGAGGAGACACGGCAGCUCUUCUACGACCCUGAUGAGUGUGGGCUGAUGAAGAUGGCGUCUCUGUACUUCAGCGACUUCUGGAACAAGCUGGACGUUGGUGCCAUCCUGCUCUUCAUAGCUGGACUGACAUGCCGGCUCAUCCCGGCGACACUGUACCCCGGGCGCGUUAUCCUCUCUCUGGACUUCAUCAUUUUCUGUCUCCGGCUGAUGCACAUUUUCACUGUCAGCAAGACGCUGGGGCCCAAGAUCAUCAUCGUGAAGCGGAUGAUGAAGGACGUCUUCUUCUUCCUCUUCCUCUUGGCCGUGUGGGUGGUGUCCUUUGGGGUGGCAAAGCAGGCCAUCCUCAUCCACAACGAGAACCGGGUGGACUGGAUCUUCCGAGGGGUCGUCUACCACUCAUAUCUCACCAUCUUUGGGCAGAUCCCGGCCUACAUUGAUGUGCUGGGAAUCGAACCCAGAACCUUGCACCUACUAGGCAAGCGCUUUGCCACUGAGCUACAUUCCAGCCUUGAUUUGCAUUCUCUGAUGACUUGAGCAUCUUUUCGUGGGCUCACUGGGGCAUUUGCAUAUCUUUUUUGGAGAAAUGUCUAUCCUUUAGCCACUUCCCUCUCUGGUUAAUGUUAUUUUUUAAAUUAUUAUUGAGUUGUAAUAAUUAUUACAUUAAGAUACCAGGCUCUUAUCACAUAAAUGAUUUGGAAGUAUUUUCUGUCAUUACACGGGCUGUCUUUUCACUGAUGAGAAACUCUCUUCGAAGCACAGUUUUUAAUUUCAAUGAAGAGCACCUAUCAAUCAUUUAUAAAAACACCAUUGUGAUUUUGGUGUCAUAGCUAAGAGACCAUAGUUUAACCCAAGGCCACAGAUUUUUCUUCUAAGAGUUUAUAGCUUUAGUUCCUUCUUUUGGCCUUUGACCUGUUCAGAUUAAUUUUUGUACAUAGUGUGAGAUGGAGGUCAUUCUUCUACAUGUGGAUAUCAGUUUUUCCAGCGUUAUUUGUUGACAAGACUUCUUUCUCGUUGAAUUUCUCGGCAUCUUUGUGAAACUGGACCGGCCAUUAAUGUAAGAGCUUAUUUCUAGACCUUCAGUUCUGUUCCAUCGGGGUGUCUGUCUAGCCACACCAGUACCUCACUGCCUUGGUGAUUUCAGCUUCACGGUGAUCUGGAAAGACUGAGUACUCCAGCUUGUUCCUCUUUCCAGAUUGCUUUGACCUCUAGCUGGACACUUCGAACCCUCAUGAAUUUUGGGGCAGUUUAUUGAUUUCUCCAAAAUAGACAUCUGGAAUUUUCAUUUUUUUAGAUCUUUAUCUUGAUUUUUAAAAUAAUUUUUAGCCUAUGGGUCUCACACUUCUAUUAUUACACUUAUUCCCAAGUAUUUUAUUCUUUCCAUGCAGUGUUAAUCUUUUUUUUUUUAAAUCCAUUCCCAUCAAAUUGAGCUCUCUGAGGUUGGGACCUGUGUCCCCCAUAUACUGUGGCCUUGGGAAGUGGGCAGGCGGAGACGGCUGGAUCCUGGGUGUGCACACGUGCCAGCCUGGGGGGCAGCUCUGGCUCUGGGCUUCCAUCCAUAGCCCCACUUCCUGCCUGAGGAAGCUGCCGAGUGCACACAGGUGCCUUGUACCGAGCUGUGUCUGGGCCUGAGCUGACAGCCGAGCUCCCCAGUGUACUGGCAUCCAUGCCGUGGAGGUCCUCAGUGGUGACCGAUGGCCAGGGUCCCUUCCUGACAGCCCCCAUGACUGCACUGUUGUCUCUGCUUGCCCACCCCCACUCCCAACUCCAGGCGUGAAUUUCAACA
Molecule: messenger RNA, 4707 nt
Organism: Castor canadensis (American beaver)
Lineage: Eukaryota; Metazoa; Chordata; Mammalia; Rodentia; Castoridae
Source: RefSeq, a predicted model, not a curated record